This is a messenger RNA of Oncorhynchus nerka (sockeye salmon), 3102 nucleotides long. RefSeq names its product neuronal pentraxin 2a (gene nptx2a). The record is from RefSeq and is a predicted model, not a curated record. Lineage: Eukaryota; Metazoa; Chordata; Actinopteri; Salmoniformes; Salmonidae. The coding region runs from base 474 to 1823 and encodes 449 amino acids. The transcript is spliced from 5 exons.
ACCAUGGACUGUGUGGAGAGAAACCUUUCCGAGCACCAACAACCUGCAACAACUUCGUGACCAGAAUCAAUUCUACACCUUUUACCAGGAUAGUAACUUUCUUUCGGAAAAAUUAGAAUUGCCUUGAUAUUACUUUAUUUAGGUUUGGAGAGGGAAAACGGAUUGCUCUAUGACAUUUGCGACUAGGGCAUUUAUCAUUAUGUGGUUGGAUGGCUUAUGAUAGUAUUUGAUUGCAGCUCUCAAACAAUUAAUCUAAAUGGUUUUGAAGUUCUGUUGACUUCAGUAAAUGAUCUCGUGUCAGUUCCGAAGUCCAGAACUAUGUCUACCAUCUGAUUUAUAUUAUUGUGCGUUUUGGUGUUGAAGACAAGAGUUUAUCCCAGGCUAUUUAACCUAUCGAUGUGACUCAACGAAGAACGUUGAUUUCGUGAGGAGGCGUUUUCCAAACUUACAGGGAAUCUGUGCUCGUAUCCGGCAUGCUGGCUUUCUUAGUUGGACUUUUAUACCUAAUGAGUGGACGCACGGUGCGCGCUCAGGAUGCGACAGGUAGCCGCUUCUUCUGCUCCGCCAUCCCGGCGGGCGCCGACCCUAGCUGCUCGUUCGACCCCAACGGUAACCGCGUGCAGAGCACCAGCCCCGUGGAGGACGAGCUACGGAACACCAUCCUCCAACUCCGGGAGAACAUCCUCCAGCAGAAGGAGACUAUCGUGAGUCAGCAGGGCACUAUCAAGGAGCUGAACUCCAAACUGGCCCGCUGCGAGGCGGCCGCGGAGGACUCUGCGAGCAGGUCCAGGGGCCAGAGCUCCAGGCGGAAGGACUACAGUAAGAACACAAUGGGAGACCUUCCCAGGGACCCCACGGAAACUAUAGACCAGCUGGGAAAGACCAUGCAGGGGCUCAAGGGUCGGUUGGAGAAUCUGGAGCAGCAGCAGUUGCGUGCCAACACGUCAGCAGCAGCAGCAGGUGCGGGUGGGACUGCAGUGGGGCCCCUACCGGCGGAGCUGCGGGAGCUGCUGAAGCACCGUUUGGGGGCCCUAGAGGGCCAGCUUCUGAGGAAGGUGGCCGAGCUGGAGGAAGAGAAGAGCCAGCUGUACAACGAGACAGCUGCCCACCGUCAGCGUACCGAGAGCACCCUCACCUCACUGCUGGAGAGGAUCACAGAGCUGGAGAAAAGUAACAACGCAUUUAAGUCCCCAGAGGAUUUCAAGGUGUCUCUCCCCCUGCGCACCAACUACCUAUACGGACGCAUCAAGAAGAGUCUCCCUGAGAUGUAUGCCUUCACAGUGUGUAUGUGGCUGAAGUCCAGCGCCAGCCCUGGUAUAGGAACCCCCUUCUCCUACGGGGUGCCAGGACAGGCCAAUGAGAUCGUGCUCAUCGAGUGGGGCAACAACCCCAUAGAGCUGUUGGUCAACGACAAAGUGGCCCAGUUGCCCCUGUCGGUGAGCGACGGCCGCUGGCACCACAUAUGCAUCACCUGGACGACGCGGGACGGCUUCUGGGAGGCGUACCAGGACGGGGAGAGGCUGGGCACCGGGGAGAACCUGGCCCCCUGGCACCCAAUUAAACCUGGAGGGGUGAUCAUCCUGGGACAGGAACAGGACAUGGUGGGGGGUCGUUUCGACGCCACCCAGGCCUUCGUUGGCGAGCUGAGCCAGUUCAACAUGUGGGACCGGGUCCUCCGGCCUGUGGACAUCAUGGGAAUGGCCAACUGCUCCUCCUACAUGCCCGGGAACAUUGUUCCAUGGAUCGACACCAACGUGGAAGUCAUGGGAGGAGCAUCCAAGGCGGCGUUGGAGAUCUGCGAGGACCGUAUGUUCGAACCGUAAAGGAGUUGGAUGUGUAACGUUGUUAUGACACUGGGUUCCGAAGGUUCUGGAGGCUUGAGAGGUGGUUCUGGUUCCGCGCUCUCUGUGCUGCUUCAGAAACACCCCUCAAGGAGGAAAAAGGGCUCAACGGGUAUUGCCUUUGUUUACAGACCUAGAUCUAGUAAAUGGGUCAACUUCUUGUUUUCCCAAUGUGUUUUGCUGUGAUUUUCCAUGCUUUAGCACAUGGCUCACCAGUUCAUGCCCAUUCCAACGUGAUUCUAACUAGAGGAUUUUACAGAGAACCCACUUGAGACUGAGGACUCUAUACUCCGUAUUCUGUCUUUUACUCCUUUAGCUAGAGAUCCUUUAGACUGAGUCAUGUUUGAACACAGCUCCUCUCUAAGGCAUUUCAAACUGAUAAUCCAGCACUGUACUGUACUCAGUGAAUGUGAGCUAAUAUAUAACCCAUAGAAGCUUUUAUUGUGUUGUGUGGACAGCUAUUUGUGAGUUGCAUGGCAAACUUCUCCGGUACGUUAUGUGAGCUUGUGUUCCUUUGCAGUAAAAAGAACCCCCAUGUUCCAGGGAGGGAUAUUGAUGAGUAUAGGAUGUUAAGGCAACUGUGGAAUAGACCAUUGACUUCAUGUGGAGUCAUUUUAAACGUGUGCAUGUGUUUUGACUUGUCACUGAGAGUAUUGAGUGCCAAAGUUAAUGCAUGCAUGUAUGUGUGUAUAUGUGUGUGCAUAUGUACAUGCACAGGUGGGUGUGUUUACUGUAAUAGCAGUUUGUGUGUGUGUGUGGGUGUGUGCACGCUCUCGUUGUGUAAAAGGCCCUAGAGAUUAGUGACGAGGACAUUCACAUUCUUGUAAAUCUAUUCUAAUACCUCUCCUCCCCUUGAGCAGCUGCCAUCCCAAGCAGCUUUGUGCAGCGGCCGGCCCAGGCAGGUUAAAAGCAAAGUCGGAAAGCUGCAGAGGACUGGCGGGAAGCCGGGAAUUCAGCGCUCUGUGUGCCACACUGGGGGAGCGUGGGUUGGAAUGGGAAGCCAGGGACUGGAUGACCUUCAAGGAAGGAUUUUAUCCAUAAUCUGUGAUAGUAAAUAUCAUGUUUGUCAAACGAAUGAGAAGAUGAAUGUGAGCUAUUUUACUAUCCCGUUGCAUUGUAUAAUAUAGAGGCAUUUUUCUAUAAGCCAGAGAGACGCUACGAAAAUGAAGACUGUGAAACUAAAGAUGAGGAGAGAUCUGAAUGUUUCUGGUUGGAACAAGACAAAGCACUGGAACACUUUGCUCUGUUUCUGUUUAUUUUU